AUGUAUGGACUUUUUGAAAAUCGCCGAGCAUUUUCUAUAAAUAAUUACAGUGUAUUACAUACGGAAUUGAAUAUUAUUUGUAAAAUAGCUACGAGUAAUAAUUACUUAAGUUCCUUUGUUGAAAUGCUCAUUGGGAUAAAAAUUAGUAAAUGGUAUAAUAAAUCUGAUAUGUGUAUUGAUACUGGUACCAAUAAGAAAAAGAAAAUGUUUAUUGAAGUGCCUUUUGUUGAGAAUAGUACAAGAAUGUUUAAAAGUGACUUACAAAAAUUUACUAGUCAAAUUCGACCGGACUCACAAUUAACAAUCAGUGAAAAGUCUUCCGUAUCAGUUCAAAAUUUAUUUAAUUUUAAGAAUAAAAUACCAAAUUGCUUACAGUCUGAUGUCGUUUAUAACGUUCAAUGUAAGGACUGUGGUUAUGGAAAAACUAAACGACAAGCAUAUAGACGACUCUAUGAAUAUGGAUUAUCUGAAGAUACCUAUCGUUUUCAAUCUCAGUCAUUAUCUAGUAUGAAUUCAUCCUCUAUGCCCGCAUCAACACAGUCAGUGAAAACAGCUCGAGCAGCUAAAAUAAAAGCUACCCAGAAAAUGACUCAGCAAGUUAAACUAAUGAAUGCCUCUGAUCAAAAGAUUCUCAAAGAGAUCGAUGAUUAUUCAGAUACGAACAUUAAAGAUGGGAAAUCUGCUCUACAAAAACAUGUUGAAGAUACCUCCCACACUAUUGAUUGGGAGAAUUGGUGUAUAAUGGACAGGGACAAGGUUGAAUAUCAAUUGUCAGUCAAAGAGUCUCUCUUUAUAGCAUCAUUCAAUCCUGACUUAAAUCGUAUUUUAGUUAGAUCUGUACCUUUAACUGUGUUUCCCAACGGCCUUUCUCACAGACGGAACAAAAGGAAUAUUGAUUCAGGCGGAUAGAGAAAAGUUAUAAAGAGCAAGACAAAACGACUGAUAACAUGAUUACUGACUGACUGUCUACCCACAGUAACACACAGUAUAUAAAGCCAAAAUUCUUCUUCCUUUUCACGUUGCUUCAUAUGUAAAGUAAAGUAAUACUCUAUAAUAUUCUUUGAAAAUGACUCUGUGAAGAGUCGAAACGUCAGAUCUUUUUUAAUAAAAUAAAUUUCAGUUUAAUCUAUUGCUGCUGUUAAUUUAAAAAAAGAGUAUUCUAAUCAGAUUAUUGGUUCUUAAUCGUUUAAGUGAUAGUAAACAAAUUCGUUCAAAGAUAUCGACAUGUAUUUUUCCAAUUUUUUGUGUCUUUUCUCAUUCUUAUGGACAUUCUUCGAACUAUCAUGCAGAUCGUUUUAAUGAAAUCGUGCUGAAUUUACGUAUAUUUAUUCUCUAGCCUGAUUAUUUAAUUAUCUAAUUUUUGUGCUAGAAAUUCUGUUGUCUCUUCUUGUCCAAAUAGUUCUUUAACUUGGACGACGUCCAUUCUAGACAAAGUAACAAAGAAACCGAAUAAUUUUUCCGUAUGCCAUUUCUGGCACUUCUUUUUCCAAAGUAUUUUCACAUCUGUUUAACGAGAAAUUGAUUUCUCACUUUUAGUCUUAAUACCGUUAAAUUUGAUUAUUCCAAACACAACUGAAAAUGAGCUUUUUCUUCUAUCCAUGGUUCUCCUGGAUGAUUUCAUGCAGUCACUUUUUACAAGACUGAGAGCCAACAAGACUCCACUAUGCUAGGUUUGUAACCCGUGUCGAGUUAUGUGUGAAUCCACCUUUGUCUCCGACAUAGGUCAUUUCAUAAUCCAUGGCCGGCUCAUCAGUUACAAGGGUUGAAAAUUGGCCAUUUGUGAAGAACUUCUCUAUUCUCUACUUCUCUAUUUCAAACAGAACGGAAAAUAUACCCUUUGAAUAAGUUUUGUGAUUGAGUAUGCAGUCCAAACAGAAGUUCCUUUCAGUGCGACAAAUCGAAAAAUAUUCUUUCUCUUGAUUCAAAAUAUAUAAUUAUUUCUUUUCAAACAAUAUCGCAGAAAUAAAAGACCAUGGUCCUCUAUACCCGCUUGCAAGUCACAAGUCCUAAGCUGGCCUUCUUACAGGGGACGGUCUUCUGUUACGGGUGGAGGUUUAUCUCACAUGCUCUUUCCGAUAGUUACCCUCCGAAGUGUUACGAAGCUAUCAGAGAACUGCAAUGAGCAGUCGAAAAUGGGCAAAAAUGGCCAAUUUUCAACCCUUGUAACUGAUGAGCCGGCCAUGGAUUAUGAAAUGACCUAUGUCGGAGACAAAGGUGGAUUCACACAUAACUCG
Messenger RNA from Didymodactylos carnosus, 2234 nucleotides. Lineage: Eukaryota; Metazoa; Rotifera; Eurotatoria; Philodinida; Philodinidae. The record is from the annotation of a GenBank genome assembly.